AUGCCGCCGACUGCCUACAGCUGGGCGGCUGCCGUGGUGCUCGUAACUGUCACGCUCGUUUCCGGUCGAACUGCGCCUGCCCCCGUCCCAGCGCCAUCUUCUGCUCCGGUCGACAAAUGCGACUGCAAUCCUUCCAUCAAGGCGCUGACUGGCGAGUGCAAGCCGUUCAGGCUGGCCUCAAAGUUUGCCUGUGAUGUGGACCCCUACAAGCCACACCAGAUGUACCCCCGGCCACAGAUGCUGAGGGGCAACGACACCUGGAUCAACCUGAAUGGCAUCUGGGAGUGGGAAGCGAAUGUGGGCUGGGAGGAUGGCGCGCCACCCAUCAACAGAACACUUGCCCGCAAUAUUGUGGUCCCUUUCGGCGUGCGCGCUGACCUGUCAGGGGUGGAGGAGCCGUACAGGGUGGGGGUGACUCACAUGUGGUACCGCCGCAGCUUCCAGCUGCCCGGGAGCUGGCGGAACCUGCGCAACGCCGCUCGCACGUUGCUGCAUUUUGGGGCCGUGGACUGGCAAGCCCAGGUCUGGGUGAAUGGAGUCGAAUUUCCCCAGCACAAUGGCGGGUAUGACAAGUUUGCUGUGGACAUCACCGACGCACUGAAACAUGGCAAUGGCGGUCAGCACGAGCUGAUAGUGCGAGCGUACGACCCAACAGACAGCGCCCACAUUCCCCUGGGCAAGCAGCGGAAGAGCCCGGUGAAGAAGGACAUCUGGUAUGUGGGAACAGAGGGCAUCUGGCAGACUGUCUGGCUGGAGCGGGUGGCGGAGGCUUACAUCAGCCGCCUCGACAUGAUCCCUGACGUCGACGCGGAGCAUCUGAGCAUUACUGUUCAGGGCAACAAGCAUGCGCUCGGCAUGCCCGUCCGCGUGGCAGCCAUCGAGGACGGCCAGAAGGUGUCCUUUGGAGAGGGAGUGGUGGGCAGGCCGUUCAACCUGAGCCUGCCCAACCCUCGCCUGUGGAGCCCUGUCAUCUUCGGGGGCGAGCCUUUCCUGUACGACAUCGAAGUCAGCCUCUACCCGGCAGCCACCAACUCCACCGUGACCAAGUCCACAGCCAAGUCCACAGCCGAUGCGCUGGACACAGUGAAGGGCUACUUUGGGAUGCGCAAGGCGCUUAUAGCCCCGCUGCCCAAUAACGGGCCCAUGGGCUUCUGGCCGGAUGGGCUCUACACAGCGCCGACGGAGGAGGCCCUGUGCUGGGACAUCCAGGAGGCGCUGCGGCUGGGCUUCACCACUCUCAGAAAACACAUCAAGGUGGAGCCGGACCGCUGGUACUACUGCGCAGACAAGUUGGGCAUGCUGGUGUGGCAAGACAUGCCCAGCUUGUUUUGGGAAGACCCCUUCAAUGACGGCCUAUACUACCGCCACCCCCAGGAGAAGGCUCAGCACACCCACGAGCUCACCCGCAUGAUCGAGGGCUGGGGCCAGUACGACACUCAAAAGGUGGUGCAGGCAGCGCACAGCCAGGACCCCUCGCGAUUGUGGGGGGCCGCCUCUGGCUGGGUGGACCCCCAGGACAUCACCGCGGACAAGGGCGCCAAGUACCAGCACUACACCGGCUAUGUCGGUGAGGUCCGGGAUGAUCACAAGUACCCCGGCCCGUACAGCUCCGGGGCUACAAAGACUCGUGCCUCCGUAAACGGGGAGUACGGAGGCAUCAAGAUGUAUGUGGACGGGCACUCGUGGGCCUCCAGGGAUGACUCAAGCGGAAGUGACGUUGACAACUCCACCAAGCUUCAGGCACGCUUCAUUGAGCUGUUGCACAAUGGGAUCAAGCUGAUUAAGGCCAGUACUAGCUUAAGUGCUGCCACUGAUGUGGAGGGAGAAGUCAACGGCAUCUUCACCUAUGACCGCAAGGUGCUGAAGUACGAUGAUCAAGAUCUUGUGAGGGACGAAAUCAAGAACCUUGUCAACGCACUCAAAGAGUGA
Molecule: messenger RNA, 1929 nt
Organism: Coccomyxa subellipsoidea C-169
Lineage: Eukaryota; Viridiplantae; Chlorophyta; Trebouxiophyceae; Coccomyxaceae
Exons: 14
Coding region: 1-1929 (642 amino acids)
Biological process (GO): carbohydrate metabolic process
Molecular function (GO): hydrolase activity, hydrolyzing O-glycosyl compounds
Source: RefSeq, a predicted model, not a curated record